GCCCCGCUCGCUCCUCCGCAUUAUUAUCACCCGACGCCCCUCUCCUCUCCCCUCCGACUCCCCCCGGCCCCCUCCCUCCCCUGCUCGCCAACGAGCGGCAGCAGAUUUGCCCGUCUCCCCUCCCCCUCCUCCCCACCCUCUGCCUUUCUCCUCCGUCCUUCUUGGCGCUGAGCAGGGAGGCGCACGGGGAGCUGCGGGCGGGCGGCGGCGAUGGGGAAGCCGCGGGCGAUGCUGGCCCUCGCGGCCGCGCUCGCGCUGCUCCUCUCCUGCUCCGACGUCGUCGUCAGGGGCCAGGACACCGAGAGGAUCGAAGGGAGUGCUGGUGAUGUGCUGGAGGAUGAUCCCGUCGGGAGGCUGAAGGUGUACGUCUACGAGCUGCCCACCAAGUACAACAAGAAGAUGGUGGCCAAGGACUCCAGAUGCCUCAGCCACAUGUUUGCCGCCGAGAUAUUCAUGCACCGGUUCCUGCUGUCGAGCGCUAUCCGGACCAUGAACCCGGAGGAGGCCGACUGGUUCUACACUCCGGUGUACACCACCUGUGACCUUACUCCGUGGGGCCAUCCCUUGCCCUUCAAGUCUCCGCGGAUCAUGAGGAGUGCAGUUCAGUUCAUCUCCUCGCACUGGCCCUACUGGAACCGGACGGCGGGUGCUGAUCAUUUCUUCGUCGUGCCACAUGACUUUGGGGCAUGCUUCCAUUAUCAGGAAGAGAAGGCGAUUGAAAGGGGGAUCCUUCCAUUGCUUCGCCGCGCUACACUUGUCCAGACAUUUGGGCAGAAGGAUCAUGUCUGCCUAAAGGAGGGCUCAAUCAACAUCCCACCAUAUGCUCCUCCCCAGAAAAUGAAAACUCACCUUGUACCCCCGGAGACCCCGCGGUCCAUCUUUGUGUAUUUCCGUGGUUUGUUCUACGAUACGGCGAAUGACCCCGAGGGUGGUUACUAUGCAAGAGGUGCCCGUGCGUCGGUGUGGGAGAACUUCAAGAACAACCCACUGUUCGACAUCUCGACGGACCACCCACCCACCUACUACGAGGACAUGCAGCGCGCCAUCUUUUGCCUGUGCCCUCUAGGCUGGGCUCCGUGGAGCCCCCGUCUCGUGGAGGCGGUGGUGUUCGGGUGCAUCCCGGUGAUCAUCGCGGACGACAUCGUGCUGCCCUUCGCGGACGCCAUCCCGUGGGACGAGAUCGGCGUGUUCGUGGCGGAGGACGACGUGCCCAAGCUGGACACCAUCCUGACCUCCAUCCCCAUGGAGGUGAUCCUGCGGAAGCAGAGGCUGCUGGCCAACCCGUCGAUGAAGCAGGCCAUGCUGUUCCCGCAGCCCGCCCAGCCCGGGGACGCCUUCCACCAGAUCCUGAACGGGCUGGCGCGGAAGCUCCCGCACAGCAAGAGCGUGUACCUGACCCCAGGGCAGAAAGCGCUGAACUGGACCCAGGGCCCCAAGGGCGACCUGAAGCCAUGGUAGGUAGCCGCGGCACCGGCAUUGGCUCCAUGAGCUGAUGAUGUUCAGUCAGAAUGAAAAUGAGAGGACUGAUGAGUAAGCCCAGCCAAGCCAAGCCAUUACUGUCAUCAAAUGUAAAGCUCCUUCCUUCCUGAUUACCUUGCUUCUUUUUGUUGUGUUGAUGUGCCUGCCUACCUUCCAUGUUAUGGCAUGGCAUGGUUCCCUUGUUUUUUGUUGCCCUAGUGCUUAGAACUGCUGCUGCUGUAGGUGAUCAUGGAUCAUAUAGUGUUAUAUAUAUGCAUGACCUUUGUAUUA
Molecule: messenger RNA, 1749 nt
Organism: Aegilops tauschii subsp. strangulata
Lineage: Eukaryota; Viridiplantae; Streptophyta; Magnoliopsida; Poales; Poaceae
Product: probable glucuronosyltransferase Os01g0926600
Biological process (GO): plant-type secondary cell wall biogenesis; glucuronoxylan biosynthetic process
Molecular function (GO): glycosyltransferase activity
Source: RefSeq, a predicted model, not a curated record